Messenger RNA from Brachypodium distachyon (stiff brome), 918 nucleotides. Its product is annotated as 60S ribosomal protein L13a-4. The transcript is spliced from 4 exons. Gene Ontology annotation, biological process: negative regulation of translation; translation. The coding region runs from base 85 to 705 and encodes 206 amino acids. Gene Ontology annotation, molecular function: mRNA binding; structural constituent of ribosome. Lineage: Eukaryota; Viridiplantae; Streptophyta; Magnoliopsida; Poales; Poaceae. The record is from RefSeq and is a predicted model, not a curated record. Gene Ontology annotation, cellular component: ribosome; cytosolic large ribosomal subunit.
CACGCCUUCUCCAUUCCGCCUCCACCCCCAACAUCAAACCCUAGUAGCGCCGCCGCCGCGGGGUAAGUCGCAGGUGUAGGCGAGAUGGUGUCCGGCUCCGGCGUGUGCGCGCGGCGCGUGGUGGUGGACGCGCGCCACCACAUGCUCGGCCGUCUGGCGUCGAUCGUCGCCAAGGAGCUCCUCAACGGGCAGCGCGUUGUGGUGGUCCGCUGCGAGGAGAUCUGCAUGUCCGGCGGGCUGGUCCGCCAGAAGAUGAAGUACCUCCGCUUCCUCCGCAAGAGGAUGAACACCAAGCCUUCCCACGGCCCCAUCCACUUCCGCGCCCCAGCCAAGAUCCUCUGGCGCACUAUCCGCGGGAUGAUUCCGCACAAGACCAAGAGGGGAGAGGCUGCGUUGGCCAGGCUCAAGGCGUAUGAGGGCGUCCCGCCGCCGUACGACAGGACCAAGCGCAUGGUCAUCCCAGACGCGCUCAAGGUUUUGAGGCUGCAGGCUGGUCACAAGUACUGCCUACUCGGCCAGCUCUCCAAAGAGGUCGGCUGGAACUACGCUGACACCAUCAGGGAGCUGGAGGAGAAGAGAAAGGAGAAGGCCAAGGUUGCAUAUGAUAGGAGAAAGCAGCUGGCGAAGCUCCGCGUCAAGGCUGAGAAGACAGCUGAGGAGAAGUUGGGAACUCAGCUGGAAAUUCUGGCUCCGAUCAAAUACUAGAUCAGAGCUUUCGUGCACAAUCAGUUUUGUGGAACCUGUGUCCUCUUGUUUUAGUAGUUUGGUAACUCCAUGAUAGUACAAUCUGGUUGAUAAACCUUUGUUAUGCAUGCAGUUCUGCUACCCUUAUUUGAAUUUGUCUUGGUGAACUGCUCCGUUUAUCAAAUGUGCAUGUGAACCAAUAUAUCAGUCGAAUGUAUGUUGCCUUUCUGCUCU